Molecule: messenger RNA, 1161 nt
Organism: Ilex paraguariensis (yerba mate)
Lineage: Eukaryota; Viridiplantae; Streptophyta; Magnoliopsida; Aquifoliales; Aquifoliaceae
Source: the annotation of a GenBank genome assembly
AUGAGCAGUCUACGAGGUUAUUAUGGUCUAAAAUCAAAAUAUCAGAAAGCUACAUACGAAGGCUUUGAAAUGGCUGUUUAUCAGAAAGGAGGUUCUCAUUAUUUAGAGGAUGGACCAUUUGCCAAACCGUCAUGUUCUUCUAACCUGCCUCUGAGUCAUCAUAGAAAAUCUAAAUGCUUAGGUAAUGGUUUCAUGUCUGAGAAUGGUGAUGUGGCUGAUGAUGUGUCAGUUUCUGUUUUGGAAACCAGAGAAGUUGACUCUGAAAAAUGGAUUGAGAAGUUAGUAAGAAGGCGUCAGAAAUCUGAAGCUGACUUUGGUUCCCGCACCCCAGAAAUGCUGAUAGAGGAAGAAAAUUGCAGUAGUGGUGGUGGAUUUUCUGCAAUUACAGGUAAAGGAUUAGCUCUGAGACCCAAGGCAGCAAGCCGAACUAUCUUGGGUUCUGAAGCUGAAGCAGGUUGGCAGAAUGCUAUUCCUAUAGGUUUAGGGGGUUCAUUUGUGGCUGACAGUUUUAGUGGAGUAAGGAAGUCAUCAAGUACAUCGAGUUUGCAGGAUUCUGACAGUAGCACAUGUUCAUCCAUCUGGCCAACAUCAAAGUGGAGUUUGAAGCCAGGUCUGCAGGCCCUUUCGACUGCAGCCAUUACAAGACCAAUCUUUGAUGGCUUGCCAAAACCAGUAACUGGGCGAAGAAGCAAAGCUGCACUUGAUUAGUGAAGUUCGUUUCACUAUCCAGGUUAUCAAUUUUGUUUCAUAUUUGUGAGGCUAUCAUUUUUUAUGGGGCGAUACAAAGUAAAAUUGGACAGAAAAGAGGAAAAUAAAAUGGAUAUUGAUCUUCGGAUGCUAGACAAUUUUAAUUUUGGCUGAAUUACAUUAAUUUGGUUACGGGAGCUACAGUUCAAGCUAUGAGUGGAAGUUGAAAGCAGCCGCAGAACUUACUUCUUGACUGCUUCUUGUUUUCUGACUAUAGAUUUUUGCUACAGCUAGUGGACCUUGAACCUUACAGAGAAUGCAUAUUACAUAUUUAGGUCUGUUGAUUUAAGAAAGGGCGAAGGAUAUUGUCUAUAAAUAUAGUUUUUUUUUUUUCAUUUGUGUUUUAACUUUAUAUUAGUGUUAUUUUGACCAGUUACUGUUGUUCCUCCAUGUUCAUGAGGCAGGCAAUUAUAC